Brugia malayi is the source of this 339-nucleotide messenger RNA. RefSeq lists its product as uncharacterized. The record is from RefSeq and is a predicted model, not a curated record. Lineage: Eukaryota; Metazoa; Nematoda; Chromadorea; Rhabditida; Onchocercidae. The coding region runs from base 1 to 339 and encodes 112 amino acids. The transcript is spliced from 3 exons. Gene Ontology annotation, biological process: maturation of SSU-rRNA from tricistronic rRNA transcript (SSU-rRNA, 5.8S rRNA, LSU-rRNA). Gene Ontology annotation, molecular function: snoRNA binding. Gene Ontology annotation, cellular component: small-subunit processome; Pwp2p-containing subcomplex of 90S preribosome.
AUGAGUGAAUUUGUGGAAGAAGAUAUCGAAGGUUUGCUUCCUGUUUUCGAGACAUUAAAAGAUGUUCAGUUAUUAUCACCUACUGAAAUUGAUGCAUUUGUCAAACGUUGCCAGUUCUUCGAAUAUCUUCUUCAAAAGCCUCGGAAAGAUCCAUCGUCGUUCAAAGGAUAUACCGAUUAUUUGGGAUCGAUUAUGAAGCUUGUUCGAAUGCGACGGAAACGAUUGAAUUACAGGUUGAGAGAAGAUGAAAUUGAAGGCAAAAUCAUCAUCAAAGUUGCCAAUCUGCUGCGACAGUUUGUGAACGAUUUCAGGGGCGGGCAGAGCUUUGGUUUGAUUUGA